AUGAGGUUCCAGCUGACCGUGGCGCUUGUGCAAGCAGCCCUCUCCGCCAGUCUCGUCCAGGCUCAGAACUCUUCCUUCGGUGAUACACACAUCUCCCAGAUUCCCGAGGCAGAGGUUGUAGCCCUCGCUCAAAUCGUGGAAGAUGAUCCAGAAGACGUUUUCACCCUUUUCAAGGAUUGGGAAAGCCCUGAGUAUGCCUUAAUAUACAAGGUGCCUCUGCCAAUCCCACCGGUGAAGGAACCUACCAAAAAAAUCAUCAACCAAGUUACAAACAAAGAGAUCUGGUACUACGAGUUGGAGAUCAAGCCCUUCACGCAGGCGGUCUAUCCCAACUUGCGCCCUGCAACUCUGGUGGGCUACGACGGCAUCUCUCCGGGCCCGACACUGAUUAUCCCUCGAGGAAUGGAGUCUAUCGUUAGAUUCAUCAAUAACGCCGCUGCCGAGAACUCGGUUCAUCUUCACGAAUCCUACUCUCGCGCCCAUUUCGACGGUUGGGCGGAAGAUAUCACCAACCCAGGUGUUGGUAUACACACCGCUGAAAAUGCGUACAUGGGACAGGCCGGAGCCUACCUGAUCACGGAUGAGGCAGAGAGCGUUCUCAACCUGUCUUCAGGCUACGGCAUUUAUGAUAUCCCUCUCGUUCUCUCUGCGAAGCAAUACAAUGAGGAUGGUACCCUGUUCUCAACCAAGGGGGAGACUGACAGUCUCUGGGGCGAUCUUAUCCACGUUAAUGGUCAGCCCUGGCCCUUCCUCAACGUCGAGCCAAGAAAAUGCCGGCUUCGUUUCUUGAACGCAGCUGUCUCCCGCGCCUUUGCACUAUACCUGGUCAACUCCAAUGCUGUGAACGGAAAGCUGCCGUUUCAGGUUAUCAGCUCCGACAUUGGCCUCUUGGGGAAGCCAGUGCAAGUUGCAGACCUUUACGUCUCACCAGCUGAGCGAUAUGAGAUUAUCAUCGAUUUUGCUCAGUACGCUGGCCAAAGACUCGAAAUCAGGAACUUCCCCAAGGCUGGCGGUAUCGGCGUCGAGGAUGACUACUUGCACACCGACAAAGUAAUGCAGUUCGUCGUCGGCACGACCUUAUCUAGCCCCGACACAUCCACCGUUCCAGACGUCCUUCGCACAGUUCCCUUCCCGACAUCAACGGAUAACGUCAUUGACCACCAUUUCCGCUUCCAUCGUACCAAUGGCGAAUGGCGCAUUAACGGCGUGGGCUUCGCCGAUGCAGAAAAUCGCGUUCCCGCAAACGUCCUCAGAGGCAAAGUCGAGAUUUGGGAGCUUGAGAACAGUUCUGAUGGUUGGUCUCAUCCCAUCCACGUCCACCUCGUCGACUUCAAAGUCAUCGCUAGAGACGGUGAUCGUGGCGUGAUGCCCUACGAAGCGGAGGGUUUGAAGGAUGUUGUGUGGCUGGGCAGAGGCGAGUCAGUCCUCGUUGAGGCACACUACGCCCCCUGGGACGGUUUUUACAUGUUCCACUGCCACAACCUGAUUCACGAGGACAGUGAUAUGAUGGCCGCGUUCAACGUCACUGUUCUUCCAGAUUUUGGAUACAACGAGACCAAGUUCAUUGAUCCCAUGGAAGCGCGCUGGAGAGCGAAGCCGUACGUCAUGGCCGAUCUGCGUACUCGAGCUGGACCGUUCUCCGACUCUGCCAUUGAGGAGGCAGUCCAGGCCAUGGCCGCUACUGACCCGUACAGCAAAGUUGACGACGUGUAUAAGAAUCUUGAUCAGUACUGGUUAUCGCAUGUGAGUAAGUAG
Molecule: messenger RNA, 1755 nt
Organism: Colletotrichum phormii
Lineage: Eukaryota; Fungi; Ascomycota; Sordariomycetes; Glomerellales; Glomerellaceae
Product: bilirubin oxidase
Exons: 4
Coding region: 1-1755 (584 amino acids)
Molecular function (GO): oxidoreductase activity; copper ion binding
Source: RefSeq, a predicted model, not a curated record